Molecule: messenger RNA, 450 nt
Organism: Aspergillus versicolor CBS 583.65
Lineage: Eukaryota; Fungi; Ascomycota; Eurotiomycetes; Eurotiales; Aspergillaceae
Exons: 1
Coding region: 1-450 (149 amino acids)
Source: RefSeq, a predicted model, not a curated record
AUGGCCAUCGAAAUCCACGGCCCAAUCCCCUCCACCAGAGAAGAGCCACUCUACCUCGCCGUGGUCCAUUACUACACACGGCAAUCAGGCGGCUACGACCGGUGGUCCAUCUUCGUACGCACCAGCAAGAUAGGGUCACUGGGGCUGGAAUACCAAAUCACAGAUACCGGCGGAAAGUACAUGCAAUACAACCCACCCACGGAGGCAGCACCGCUGGACGACAACAUUCCACACUCGAUGUACGUGGUCCGGGCUAUCACGAACGAGGAGGCCACGACUGUACGCGAGGUCGCGGAGCGUGAGCCACGCAUGUCGACUGCGGACGGGGAGAACAGGGCGACGGAGCGGUGGACAUUCAGUGUUAUCACAGAACUCAUGAAAAGGGGGAUUGUGAAGCCGUCUGAUGUCGAGGAGAUAGAGUCCAUGAUGGCUACCAGGCUGGAUUAUUGA